This is a messenger RNA of Haliotis rubra (blacklip abalone), 5442 nucleotides long. Its product is annotated as probable ATP-dependent RNA helicase DHX34. The record is from RefSeq and is a predicted model, not a curated record. Gene Ontology annotation, molecular function: ATP binding; RNA binding. Gene Ontology annotation, cellular component: intracellular anatomical structure. Lineage: Eukaryota; Metazoa; Mollusca; Gastropoda; Lepetellida; Haliotidae. Gene Ontology annotation, biological process: nuclear-transcribed mRNA catabolic process, nonsense-mediated decay.
UAAUUGGAAUAAAAAAAAACAUCAUACGUAUAUUUAUGGUUUAGUACUAUGUCAGCUUCCUGUAAAAUGGCGGCUUCCAUGAAAACCGAAAAACAACAAAUGCUGCAACGUCUGUGUUUCGUAUACGGUUGAUGACAUUUAACAUAACUGAUCAUGACAACAAGCGACGAUCUGAGUGAUUCCGAUUCUUCUCUGUCGAAAGAAAAGUCUUCUUCUAGUCAUAAAAAGAAACGUAAACAUAGUAAACACAAAAAGUCAAAACAUAAACACCACGACAAAUCCAAAGUAAGGGAGCGCAGUCCGGAGUUCCACGAUCGUCAUGUAUCUCAUGCAAAACAUACAUCUUCAGAUGACAAUAAGAGGUAUCACGACAUCAGACGAUACAAAGAUGGGGGUGCCGACACUAGCAGUAGACAUAGUGCAGGAGAUACCGACGAUAACAGUAGAUACACGCAUCAUGAAAAGCCUUCAAAACGUAGGCUAAGUGCUGUGGAACAUGAAAAGGCACGUGAUAUUUCUCACAACAAAUACAGUGAUGUAAAAGACGUGUAUGCAACAAACUUUAAGGACAAAAAUCGUCAUGGAAAAAAGGCUGCUUCAUUAGAUUCUGAUUCGGAAGAUGAGCAGCAGGACACGGACUUUGAUUUCACUCAGCAUAAGCCAUCUUUGAACAGAAUAUUUUUCAGAGAUCAGGACUUCAUAAGAAGAGGAACCAAACAGUAUGAUGAUUUUUGGGCAUUCCUGGUUAAAUAUCAAGAGUUCCAACGGAAGAAGGCAGCCAAAAAACAUCCUACAAGUAAACCAUCCUCGAGACUGGAAGAUGAGGGGAGGCUUGGCCUACCACAAACAUAUGACAACCGUUACCGCAUCAACCUGUCGUUGGUCAGCAAAGAUGUGGAACUGUUCCUCAAGAAGGGGCGACUUGUUGACUACGAUGUGGGGCGAGAACUGACCCGGGAGAGAGUGACCAAGUUCAAGGGCAUCCUGCUUCACUAUCUUGACUUCCAACAGAAACAGAAGUUCUCCAAGUUGAGGAAGAUCCGUGCAGACCAGGAGAACUUGCCCAUUUUCCAGUACAAGACCAUGAUCUGUGGUAUGGUGAAGCGCCACCAAGUGGUGGUUGUUGCCGGGGAUACAGGAUGUGGCAAGUCCACACAGGUGCCGCAGUAUCUGAUGGAGGCAGGGUUCGAGAACAUUGCCUGCACUCAGCCACGGAGGAUCGCCUGCAUCUCUCUAUCCAAGCGAGUCAGCUACGAGACGUUGAAUGAGUACGGCUCAGCUGUAGCCUUCCAGGUACGCUUUGAGAAAAGCAAAACAAGAGCCACCAAAAUCCUCUUCCUGACAGAAGGAUUGUUGCUGAGACAGAUGACAUCUGAUCCUUACCUGAAGCAGUAUGACGUCAUCGUGAUUGAUGAGGUUCAUGAGCGCCACAUCUUCACGGACUUCCUGCUUGGUGUGCUGAAGUGCAUGCUCAAGAAGAGGGAGGACCUCAAGCUGGUCCUCAUGUCUGCCACCAUCAACAUUGAGCUGUUCAGCGGGUACUUCGAGAAUGCCCCAGUCAUCCGGGUCCCUGGACGUCUUCACCCUAUUGAGUUAGAGUAUCAGCCAAUCAAACGCGAUGAGAUGACCAGUCGUGGUGAAAAGCUGGAUCCGACCCCGUACCUCCGUAUAAUGCAGACAAUUGACCACCGGUACCCGACCACAGAGAGAGGUGAUCUGCUGAUAUUUUUGAGUGGGAUGACAGAGAUUAUGACUAUUGUGGAGGCAGCCAAUCAGUACGCUCAACAGACCAAAAGAUGGAUCAUUCUCCCCCUCCACAGUGCUCUGUCAGUCCAGGAGCAGGAUAAGGUGUUUGACAUUUCUCCUGAGGGUGUGAGAAAGUGCAUUGUAUCUACGAACAUUGCAGAGACAUCAGUGACUAUCGAUGGUGUACGGUUCAUUGUUGACUCUGGCAAGGUGAAGGAAAUGAACUUUGACCCCAAGUAUAAGAUGCAGCGCCUUCAGGAGUUCUGGAUCAGUCGUGCAAGUGCGGAACAGAGGAAGGGCCGAGCAGGUCGGACUGGUCCGGGGGUUUGCUACCGCCUGUAUGCUGACACUGACUACAACUCCUUCCAGGAGUACGCCACUCCCGAGAUACAGAGGGUCACGCUGGAUACCCUCAUCCUCCAGAUGAUUUCCCUUGGAUUGCCUGAUGCAAGGAGAUUCCCUUUUAUUGAGCCUCCGGCAAUGUCCAGCAUUGAGACCUCCAUUGCGUUCCUCAAGGAGCAGGGGGCUUUGACUGACGAUGAGGCACUGACUCCUAUUGGGCAGAUGUUAUCUCAGCUACCAGUGGAUGUGGUGAUCGGCAAGAUGCUGAUCAUGGGCUCCAUCUUCCAUAUGAUAGACCCAGUGUUAACGAUUGCGGCGGCCAUGAGUGUGCAGUCUCCGUUUACCAUGAAGGCCCACCAGGACAGAGAUGCUAUUGCAGCCCGGAAGCCCUUGGAGUCGGAUCAUGGCGACCCCUUCACGUUGCUGAAUGCAGCAGAUGAGUGGAUACAGGUAAAGGCUGAGGGACGAGGAACCAAGAAGUGGUGUCAGAGACGAGGCCUUGAGGAACAAAGGUUCUAUGAGAUGAACAAACUGAAGCGACAGUUCCGAGAACUCCUGAGGGACCAUGGGCUGCUGAAUGAAGUUAAGGAAGAAGAACGCUACUAUACCAGUGAGGAACGCCGACAGCGCCAUGGGGAGAGGAAGCGUCUUGGGCAGCUGAAGAGAGAACAGAAUAAUGAGUCCAAGAAGAGGAAAGUUCUCAAGUUCACUGAGGAUGACUACCAGCUGAGUGAUGGGGACGAAGAUGACAAGGGUGAUGACAUCAAGGAUCUGGAAUUCCGGCUGUCACAUGACCUUAGUCAACUACAGGAGACAGCAAAUAAGACCCGGAGCUUCAAUCUUCGUGAUAUCAACUUGCUCAAGGUCAUCCUGUGCAGCGGGCUGUACCCCCAGGUGGCGUUGGCUGAUGACUGCAACUCCUACAAGGGCGACUCUGAGCAGGCCUUCCAUACAAAGAACAAGGCUUUCAUCCUCCUGCAUCCAACAAGUGUAUUCGCCAGCAAACCCGAGGUGCUGCGACCCAGUGACGUCAAGGACAACAAGACCACGCCCAGUGAGCUGAGGGGGAGGCUCAGCAGCAAACAUGAGGUUCUGGCAUUUGUUUCUGUCCUGGAGACCAACAAGCCUUACCUGAUCAACACGAUGCGGGUCCCAGCGCUGCAAACUAUCACCCUCUUCUCCAACUCCAUUGAUGCUAAUGCUGACUGCACCAGGUUGGUGUGUGACGGCUGGCUGGAGAUCCGGUUCCCUGAUGCGGAGUCUGCUGAUGGUGUCAUAUCCAGCAUCUUACAUCUCCGAGCCACGUGGCUGAACCUACUUCGAGUCCGCCUGGAAGACACGAUGAGUCAGAUGGAUGACCAGAGGAAGACGAGCACCAGGGCCCGGCGCCUGGAACAACUCCUCGCUCGUAAACUGGCCGAGUUCCUGGACAGUCGUGUCACGUACUCAAUACGACGGGUAAUGGCUGCCGAACAGCAGCACCUGUAUGUAGGGAUGAGUACAGAAAGUCAAGAUAAUAAGGAGAAUUCAGUUAAAGGAGGAAAACAAGUUAAUUCCUAUUUAACAGUUGGCUGCCUCCUUGAUGAUGCCUCGGCCUCCGUGUGGGGGGAAUACACAUCACACAUGCAGAAAGUGUGGGAAUGCCCACGAUGUCACAUGAGCCUGAUUGUGUCUGUGGUGGAACGCCUGCAGCAUCAGAUGGAGUGUCAGAGUGGUGAUAAGCCCUUGUCUAAAGAUGAGGAGGCUGCAGAACGUGAAUCAGAACGAGCCUCACAGCUCAACCCUCUGAGAAAGUCCUACUUCUGCCCUGAGUGUGACCGGCAGCUUUCCCUGACUGCAACAGAAAUCCUCAAACACAAGAAAUCACACAAAGUAUGAGAGCUGUCACUAGAUUGACCAACAAUUUUCCAACAAUAGAGAUUCUGAAACGCAAGAAAUCUCCCAAAGCACAAAUAUCUCUUGAUUGCCUGACAAUUGUCUUUGACUGCGACAGAGAAGCAUGUGUGUGUGUUCUCUGUUCAAGAUGGCAGUGACUUUGAGUGGCCAAAAGACAGGUUAAACUGGAUCUCAAUUCAAAAAUGGCUGCCCCCACAUGUAUUCCUGGUUAGAAUAUGCCCACAACAACCUUGUGCGGGCAACACAACAGGUUGGGUGAUCUGCACUAGACAUUCAUUACAUAAUCAGAAAUUUGGUUUCAGUUCAUGACAAGCAAAACCUUUCAAUGAUAAAGGCUAUGUCAGAUACCAGUGUCAUUCAGGAGCUGAAGGACUAUAAGAAUGAGGACAAUUUUUAUGGACAUACAACUUCUUUAUUCUGUAUAGCUGACGUCUCGACAAAGAUUCGAAUGUCGUCAAGCAAGUGGCGAAACGUCGUCUAUACAGAAUAAAGAAGUUGUAUAUCUAUAAAUAUUGUCCUCAUUCUUCAUUCUGUCAACUUCUAGAAUGCCAAUCAAAGAAGUCAUUGAAGGACUUGCUUGUGUUGUUAUCUACAAAAGGCUAUUCCGACUUCUACAGCUGUGAUACUGUAUGUGACUAUCGAACACUUUACUUGCAGUUUGAAAUUUUGUAAUGGUAAAGGUCAUUAGCAGUCUAUGAAAUGAGCCAAAAACCCAGCCAGACAUCAGGACCAUGGGCUGGCUAGCUGUAAAUUUAGACCGUCCGUACUUAUUUCAUACACUGUCAUUAGACUUCAAGUGGACUUCAAGUUUCUGAAGAGCUAGCGACAUCAUAAGCCUGACGUCUGCCCGUAGUUAUUCUUUUCAGAUUUUAUACUUUUUUAUAUAAAUUUCUUUUCAAGCACACGAUUUGGACAAAUGUAUCUAAAGAGGAAACACAUUGUGGUUAAUCAAUAUAAAACAUGUAUGAAUUCAGUGAUUCGGGUGAGACAAAUGUUUGAUUUAUUGUUUCACAAGUCUUACCAGAUAUUACUACUUGAAUAUUUAAUGAGUGGGAGUAUGGUUAACGUUUAAACGUGCAAAUAGUUCACAGUUGUCCCACAGGCCAUUGGUUUUUGCUCAUAUCUAUAUCUGGCGUUUAAACUGUUCAGGUUACGCGGGUACCAGUCGAAUUGCCCCCAGCACAUUUGGUCAAAUUGCCCUGGAUUUACCAAAGAUCUGGUGCAAUUUGAACAAAUGUGCGGGGUCAUUUUGUAGCUGGGGCAAAUCGACUGGUAUCUGGUAGCUGUGACAGCAGUACAUUUUGUUUAGACUGCAGGAAUGUAAUAACGCACAGACAUCAUACCAAUAUUUAGAAGAAUAUUUACACAGAAGUAUUCAAUACGAACUCUUUUUGUAAACGAAAUGAGAUUCUGAUGUCUUGCGUGUCACUAACAUAUCAAUAAAAAUACCUAUAUAAA